CCCAAAAUGAUUCUUCCAGAUUUAUUUCAUUUAUUAACAUACAUACAAACCAAAAGCAAGUUGUAAACUACACCUCAAGUUAUAUUUUCUUAUAUACAUUUUUAGGAAAUAUAUUUUCUUACUUAAUAUUUUAUAGCUUUUUUAAAAUUUAAAUAUAUUGAAAUAAAUUAUUUAUUAAUAAAAAUGAAAUUUACAACUAAAAGAGGCCGUUUAAUAAUGAUUGUUUCUGUAAUUUGCGGAAUUGGUGCAAUGUGUUUGGGUGGUGUAUUAAUUGGAUUUUUUGACGAAAUUGUACGAUACUUCAUGAAAAAGGAAUUGACAUUAAAACCUGGGAAUGAAUUUUUUGACAUCUGGAAAGAAUUACCCAUUCCUAUUUACCAGAAUAUAUACAUUUUCAACAUUACUAAUCCUUUCGAAUUUGAACAUGAAGGCAAGAAACCAAAAUUGGAAGAAUUAGGACCUUAUGUUUUUAGAGGACGUUGGUAUAAGGAGGACAUGGAGUGGGAUGAUGUUGAUGGUACUGUAACAUAUAAAGAUGUAAAGGAAUACACAUUCGUUCCAGAACUUUCAGCGGGCAAUCAAGAGGAGAUGAUUUAUACACUAAAUGGGCCUCUUUUAGCAGUCAUCAAUUAUGUAGAAGAUUUUGCUCCAGCAUUCUUCAGAUCUUUCGUCGUAGAAUUGAUGAAUGGCAUAUUUGAAAGUUAUAAUGAAACAUUGCUAAUUCACAAGUCUGUGAGAGAACUGGUUUACGAAGGCUAUCAUGAGCCCAUGGUAGCCGACCUUACACAAGUCAUUGAGAACUUUAUACAACUUCCCCUCAAGCUCGUCAAUCAUACAUUUGGGAUUUUGCAUGAGAGAGCUCAUGUUGGAGAUGGGAUAUUUACUAUUAAAUCUGGAUAUCACAGCCUUGACGAUUAUGCAUCAAUUCAAAAAUGGAAUAACAAAAGUGCAGUUAACUGGUGGUAUGAAGACGAAUGCAAUCAAGUUAUCGGAACAGAUGGUGUUCAAUAUGCCCCAGGAGUGAAACGAAAUUAUUCACUUACUUUAUUUAAUCCUAAUUUAUGCAGAACUAUUCCUCUGGCGUAUGAGCGAGACAUAACUGUCCACGGAAUCAAAACCUUAAGAUUUGGAAUGGCCAAAAAUACUUUUGCAUCAAGUGAUAUAAAUCCAGACAAUAAGUGCUAUUGCGAAGGGCAAGAUUGUAGAUCUGGAAUACUUCCCAUGAAUUGCAAAAAAGGUGCACCUUACGUUCUAUCCUUGCCACACUUUUUAGAGGGAGAAGAUGAACUUAAAAAUUCCGUCCAUGGUGUGGAUCCAAUCCUUGACCAACAUAGAACUUACGUAGACGUUGAGCCUAUAACAGGCUUUGUGCUCAAUGCAGCAUUCAGAGUACAACUCAAUGGAGUAGUUCGUAGGCUACCUGAUUAUAAAACCUUGCAAAAUGUCAAGGAAAAUAUAGUUCCUGUUCUAUGGAUGAGUGAAGAAGCUCAACUUGAUGUUUACUUUGCAAAUUAUUUUAAAACACGAGUUCAAACUCCUAUUUUAAUGUUCAGAGUAGCAUCCAUUAUAGCUAUAGCUUUCGGAGGAACGUGGAUUUUAGCUGCCUUUGUAUUCACGUUUUGCAUCAAAACAAAAGUUAAACCUGAAACUUUGAAGCAUUCAGUAUUCUUGAAGACGUUAAAUUCUGUCUAUACAAGUGUUGCAUUAUGGCCACCACCUGAAGAAGAAGUUAAAGAAGCUAAUGUCAGUGAGAAAACUUAUUUAUAAAGUACUCUGUAGCUAUUGGCAUUCAUUUUCCUGGCCACCAAAGAUAUUAGAAUGGACUAACUCUCGAGCAUUUUGAUGAGUAACAAUCAUCUUUCAUCUUAUAAUUUAACCAUCAAAGAAUUAUUCAUCCUCAUUCUCACAACGAGAAGCUCAUCAAUUUUACUCAAAAAUUAUACCUGUCCCAUUAAAGCCGGAAUUUUGAUGUCUAGUCCACUGGAACCUCAAAACGACAGUAUUUGUAAGUUUAAAUAUGCUGCUGACUAGGACACCACCAAAAGACAAUCACUUUUAUAUAGUUACACAAGCUCAAACCCACACUUAUAUUAAAAAUUGAUAUCGACUUUUUAUGAUAAAAACUAUUUAAUAUAUAUUUUUUUAUUUAACAAUAUUCCAGCCAUUUUGAAAUAUCCGCACUCAUUAACUUUAUACCCCCCUUUUUAAUAUAUUAUCAUUUAACUGACAUUUUCUUGAACUAUAAUAAUAAAAAACAUUCGAUUUAUAUUAUAUUUUAAUAGAUAUUGGGAAAUAGAAAGAUACGAAUAUAUCAGCGACUAAAGAAAAAUAAGUUGUGUUAAAAUUGUAUAUAAAGUUUAGGUAUUUUGAUAAUAACUGAUGACAUCACCUUUAAAUUUGCUGAGUCAAUUCAUAGAUGAUUUUCUAUAACAGUGGUUACCAACUGGCGGUCCGAGGGCCGCAUACGGCCCUCGAAGCCUUUUUUCGUGGAGCUAAAUUUGACGAACUAAAAUAUAUUAGUUUUUUUUCCCGGACAAUUUUUGUAAGAAAUCUAUAUGGGUUUAAAAUACUUUUCUUUUGCUAAAAACAACUAAUUUCUUCGUUGUUAUUUCCUUCUGUGAAAUUUAUCAUACCAACGAUGCAAAAAAAUUUUUUCUCUGGUUUUGCAUCCAAAAAAUGUUUAUUCAAGAAAAUAUUUAUUAUUAUUUGUAAUUCAAUACUUUUGUUUUGUACAACUUGAUAAAAAUCUGACAGUAAUAUUUAUAUUUUUUUCAAACAUAAAAGAGUCCGAUAUAAAAUUCUGACGAAGUUGCGGCCCGCCAUUUGACUGGUGUUUUUAAUUAUGGCCCCCGGUCUCAUGUAAGUUGGAAACCCCUGUUCUAAAAAGUAUAACUAUUCUAUGAAAAGGACCACAGCAAGUAGUAUUCUGAACAAAAAAGAACAGAUGGAGAGAUUUUAAAGCGUGCCAUCUUCAAAUAAACGCAGCUGAUGGGAAUCAUCUAUAAAUUGAAGUAGCAAAUUUAACGAUGUCGCUAAUAAAUCUAUAAUUAUUGUAUUAUAUCAGCUUUUGUUGAAAAUAUUAUUGUGUCCAUUAUUAUUUAGUAGUUAUACAAAUUAAAUGCGCGAAAAACAAUAAAUUAUUCUACAUUUUUUCUCCGUAAAAUUAAACAAAAAAAAAAUCCUCGUUGAAGCCUGCAGAAAUUCUUUCCAUAAGCAUGAUUUUCUUGAAAUCGCGUUUUUCAACGGAAUACGUAGUUGUAGUUAUAUUUUAAUAAAAAGAAACAAUACUUUUCUGUACUAAUAUUUUUUUUUCCUACUUUACGAUAUUCUCAAGUUUCUAGCAUUAGAACUUUUGAGUCAAAACAAGUUAUUUAAAUCCUUUUUUUCUCUUCGUAAUAUUGCCAAUUGUACGCAGUUGCAACUAAGUGAUGGGUACGUAAAAUACGUUCGAAUAUAUUCACAUAUUGUGGGUUCGUAGAUUAUUUAUAUGCAUAAAAAAACUUCUUAUAAAUAAUGAUUGCUUAAAGCUUGCCUUUUUUACAUAUUCUUUCCCAUUAUUCUACUCUAUUGAGAAAAAGUAUAAAUGAAAAUAGUCACUCGUAAGAGAAGAACAUUUUAGACUAAAUAAACCUAAAAUAUAACAUUAUUCGACCAAGAUUCAUAAAUAAUAGUUCGACGAAGCUUCGAGUUAAUUGCAAAUAGGGAAGCUUCAGAAUCAGUCAAUAACAAUUUGAUUUAACUUUAAACAAAACUAUUGUAGCAUUAUAAUCUCAUUAAUUAAUGCAUUGAAAUGUCUUAUUUCUAAUUAAAUGAGUUGUUUUAUUCGUUAAGAUAUCAUAUUUCCGAGUCAUUUUGUUCAUAAUUAUAAUAUUAUCUAAUCGUUUUUAAUUUUAAGUUUUCCUUCAUAACUGCUAAGCAAAGAAUAAAAUGCUUGGAGCGUGUUGGAACUGUUUAAAUUUGCUUCAACCUUAAUGUAGUGAAAUGACGUCCCUGUGUUGCAUAUAUUGGAGACGAAGCAGGUAAACUUCAACGGUGCUUUUAUGAAGGCAGGCAGUAUAUUUUUGUGUUAAGUGUUAUUUUGAAUAAAUGUCUGUGAUUCACGUUUUUAACUCAUUCAUUUGAUAUCAUUAUUACUAUUUUUGUGAUAAUGAGUUGAUUUCGUUACUAUUAAAUGUGUAGGAAGAUUUAUCAUCCAUCUAUUUGUCAAAAUAUUUUUUCUGUUAGUCUGCUUAAAAAAUGUUUUCUUCGAAAUCUCGUUGUAUUGUAUUGUGGAUUUUUUCUUCCUUUCUGUGGUGGACUGUUAGUCAAAGUUCGUUUGUUUUAAAUGAUGUAAUUUUCCUACAUUCCAUGAUAAUGUUGUUAUUCUUUUUUUUAAAGAAAUUUUGUUAUAUAUUAUGUAAUGAUGCAUUAAAUAAAUGCUUAAAUGUUUUCUGUAAAUGUAAUAACUACUUAAGUGUUUGUGUUUGUACUUGUACGCAAUGGAACAUCGGGUUUUUAUUACAUUAUUGAAAGUAUUGUAAUUCAUUGCGUAUAGUAAAUUACAUUAUGAUUUUGCUCAAAUUUAUGUUAUGCAUGAGUAUUUAGACUUAGAUGAAUAACCAAUAUUAUUUUUAAGUUUCAGUUAACGUAAAUAGCUUUUUUAAUUUUUUUAAAAAAAUAAAUAAAAUCAAACUAGUGUAAACUCUUUGUACUUGUGAAAUGAAAUGCUCCUGUUCGCAGUAUUUUCUAUACAUGUUUCGGUAUAUUGUAAUUUUUAGUAGCAUUUAUUUAUCUUAAAUAUUUUACGAGGUAUUUCAUUUUAGCUAUAAACUGUAGCUACAAACUUACAAGUCAUACAGUUUAAAGCUAAAAAUGAAUAUUUAAUUGCAAAAUGUUAAGUAAAAUUGUUGUAAAAAAUAGCCUUUAAUUUUCAUCAUUUCAUUAAAAGUUUUGAAGAUAUUAUUGGGUUAUUCAGACCAUUCGUUCUGAUUAUUUUUUUUGGUUUCUUGAAAAUACAUCGGAAUGAUAUAUUUUGUUUACAAACGAUAUGAGUACAUAUUCAAUUCGGAAAAAUAAUCCUUCCUGUUAGACCAAUUAUUGACAGCAAAUUAUCAAGAAAUUGUAAAUUAGAAGGAUCUUUGACAACUCAGCAAUUGUUAACAGAGCACUAUUAGGAUAUUUUACCCUACCCACCAUACACACAAGGCUCUCAGGUUUCCAGUGAUUUAGAUCUUUAAAAUAUUUGAACUGAAAACAUUCAACUCUUUUGCCAGGAUAAAAUUUACAACAAGAUGCUUUUUUUGCUGAAAAGCCUGAACAUUUUUGAAAGAGCAGCUUUUCUGUAAGAACAAAAUGCACUCAUAAAAUUGAAUAAAUUUAUACCAAAAUUCAAACGUACUACGUUUCAUUUUUCUUUCGAAAUUGGCGCGAAUUUUCCGAAUAACCCUACAUUAGAAUCAAUCAAUUAGCAAUGAGUAUCAUUAACUGUCUCAAUUUUAUUCUGAAUUGAACUGCAUUAAUUUCACAUAUACGCCAUAAGUUUUAGUUAUAACAAUAUAUAAGUGCUAUUAGAAGUUAAUCUGAAUUUGUAUAUCUAGAGGAACUUUGAAUCAAAAUAUAAUUUUUGAUGAAGCAGAUUCCUAUUGUAAAUAUAUAUAAGCUGAUUGUAUAAAUACAAAAUUUUAUUCAAUGCUACGGGUCGGGCUAUUGCAAAAUGAUUUGCUGAAAUUACAUUUCAGUAUUUUAAGAUAGAACAUAUUAGAAUAAACUGUAUAAACUUGUAGUAUUUAUUUUUGCUUACCAAAACAAAUAUCAAAAGAUGCAUUUAUACUAUUAUUUGUUCCUUUAUUUAUGAACUUUUAUGUUUGUAUUUUCUAUGAAAAGUGAAUGUGCCUUGCGUCUUUAUAACUGUGGAAAUAAAAUUUUAAUUAAUAA
Molecule: messenger RNA, 5913 nt
Organism: Parasteatoda tepidariorum (common house spider)
Lineage: Eukaryota; Metazoa; Arthropoda; Arachnida; Araneae; Theridiidae
Product: platelet glycoprotein 4
Cellular component (GO): membrane; cytoplasm
Molecular function (GO): scavenger receptor activity
Source: RefSeq, a predicted model, not a curated record